GACUUUUUGGCGCUCUUUGGGAGCCGCGAGCAGGAGGCAGAGAACAGGCGCAGGGCGGGCACGGGCGCAGCGUUGGCACGCAGCCGCAUUCCCGCUCACUCGCCGCUCCGAGCCAGGUUUCUGAAAAGCAUUAAUACUGCCCUAGAGAGGGUGCACUUGAUUUUAAUUUUGCUUUCAAUAUGACGGCUGUCAAUGUUACCCUGGUUCGUGAUACCAAGUGGCUGACUUUAGAAGUCUGUAGAGAGUUUCAGAGAGGAGCUUGCUCUCGAGCUGAUGGAGACUGCAAGUUUGCCCAUCCGCCAAGAUUUUGCCAUGUGGAAAAUGGUCGUGUGGUAGCUUGUUUUGAUUCUUUAAAGGGUCGGUGUGCUAGAGAGAACUGCAAGUACCUUCACCCUCCUCCACACUUAAAAACGCAGCUGGAAAUUAAUGGACGGAACAAUCUGAUUCAACAAAAGACUGCUGCAGCCAUGUUUGCCCAGCAGAUGCAGUAUAUGCUCCAAAAUGCUCAAAUGUCAUCACUUACUUCCUUUCCAAUGACUCCAUCACUUGCAGCUAAUCCUGCCAUGGCUUUCAAUCCUUACUUACCUCAUCCUGGAAUGGGCCUGGUUCCUGCUGAACUUUUACCAAAUGCACCUGUUCUGAUUUCUGGAAACCCACCUCUCGCGUUGCCAGGAGCUGCUGGUCCAAAACUGAUGCGUUCAGAUAAGCUGGAGGUUUGCCGAGAGUUUCAGCGUGGAAAUUGUACCCGUGGUGAGAAUGAUUGCCGCUAUGCUCACCCUACCGAUGUUGCUAUGAUUGAGGCAAGUGAUAAUACUGUGACCAUCUGCAUGGAUUACAUCAAAGGCCGAUGCUCCCGGGAGAAAUGCAAGUACUUUCAUCCUCCUCCACACUUGCAAGCCAAACUCAAGGCAUCUCAUCACCAGAUGAACCAUUCAGCUGCCACUGCAAUGGCCCUACAGCUUGGUGCAUUUCAUCUGAUACCAAAGAGAUCAGCACUUGAAAAGGCCAAUAGGGCCACCCCGGUCUUUAAUCCCAGUGUUUUCCACUGCCAGCAGGCUCUGGCUAACCUGCAGCUCCUGCAGCAGCAGCAGCCAGCGUUUCUCCCUGGAGUUGUAAUUCUGAACAACAGAGUUAUGAAGUAUCAGAAUCCCUCCGUGAGACCUCCGUAUGGCCUUUCUAUAUAUAUUCUUGUAAGCCCUCUUCCACCAACCCAACAAUAAGUGUGGUACAGACAAUAUACUAAACAAUACAAAAAUACCAACCAACAAAUUCAAACUAAAAAUAAAGCAUCAAACAAUCAGUGGGUAUGUUAAAACAAAACAGGAAAGCAAACUAACUACCCUCUAUCUUAUUUGAAUUAUUAGGUAGAACACCACCAUAAAAUUGUGUAAUUUGUUACAUUAUUCUUUGUGAUGUUCUAAUAACUAUUAUGCUGAGUGGAUCUCCAUAGUGGAUCUUUGGCUUACUGUGCAUUCUUGGUGGAUAAAUGUUUGUCUGUUUUGAAGUGUUACCUUACUGCUUUGUUUACACAGUAGCCUAUUGGGUUGAUUUAGAAUUGUAGAAAUUAUGUCCAAAAACCAUUUUCUCCAUUAUUGUAUUGUAUUGAAUUGCAUUUGUAUUGUGGUAUAUUGUGUUAGGUUUUUACAUACUACAGUGCUUUGCUGUAAUAUGUGUGGUGUUUGAUUUCAACUAAAAUGUUAUUAAUGGGAAACAGAAAUAUGUGGGCUUGAAAAACAUAACAGGUUAAUGUUAAUAUGCUUUCUCUCUAGAAUAUUUAUGUAGGUUUCUUGGGGGAGCCAUUUAAAAGACCUCACUUUUGAAUGUUCACAAAACCUGUUCAUAAAAUGCAUGUGAACAAGUUAUACCUGCAGAUCUGUCCUUGCGUAAUACAAUCACAUUACUAGAUUUUUUUAUGAGAGAGACAUAAUCGCCUGCAAAAAAACAGGGAACUUCUUAAAACACUAACCACUAAUUUCACUCCUUAAAUAGCUUGAAAAACUAGAAAUUUAACUUCAAGUGAAUUUUUCAGCAUUCAUACUAAAAAAUACCUAAAGUGCCCAUUACAUUUCUUAGUGGCACAAGGAUCCUAUCUUCUAAGUUGAGGGUCUAAAACAGCCAUUUGUCAUCUUCAGCUGAAAAAUUGGUACUUGGAGGCUUAAAAGUAUGCUAAUUACAGGUUAUAAAUUGAACAGGAGAUGGGAGCAUGGAGAUAUUUUUUACAUAUUGGAGGAAAGUGUGUAAAAACCAUUGCAAUGUAACCUUGUACACAAGAGACAUUUUCCAAAUGCAAAUGGCUCAUGCUCUUUAGGCUACUCUUUGAAUAAUAAUAAGAUGCAAUCUAACAAAAGUCAGUUGGGGUGAAAGAGAAUUGGUCCCAAGUGAGUUCUUUCCUCCCCAAAUGGACAAUCUUUUCUGUUGAUCACAGUUGGAGCCUGAGUAUAGGUUUGGAGAAAUGGCAGGGGUGGAGAUAGGAAGACAUUUAAAAGUAUUCUUUGAUUUAUUUAAAAGUUCUAGGAAGGAUGUCCAUAGUUGUCUUUAUCUCUAGUUCAACUGAGUUUCCAGUUUUGUUAAACACUUCAGUGAAGGAGCAAGCACCUGUGAUACAUGUCAAGUGUUGCUGUUCCCAAACUUUAUUAACAGAGUCUCUCUCAUCAUAACCAAUUUGGUUUGGAUUCAUUAGUUUUUAUAUGUAUUUGAAAAUUAUAAUAAAGAGGUUUUUAAGACCCUUUGAACUGCACUCUGCAGAGCUGAGCUGAAUUCACAUUACUAAUUCUUAUGAAAUAAUUUUAUAACCAAGUAAAAUAGUAAUUCCUAUGUUAUGUGGCAUAACUCCUCCACUCUACUCAGUUAUUAAAGUUACUAUCAUUAUACAGUUGUGGACCCAUGUGAUAUUUUGCAUCAACUUAGAUUUAUUAUUUUCUACUAAAUACAUAUUGUCUCACUAGAAAGUAUAAAAUCAUCAAAUGUGUGUAUCAGGUUCGUUUACUUCAGGAAAAUGACAAAGAGAUAACCUGACUUAGGAUACCUUAAGCAGGCUAGUAGUAUUUGAAUCACAGAAAUAUCUCGACUCCCAGUCGUUCUUCUGUUUCACAUUGUUUGUAUUUCAGAACAUUUGAGACUGCAUCCCAAAGCAGAUCAAUUUAAUUCAGAAUACAAAAGAGCAAAAUUAGCUCGUUGGUAGUUGAUAACCUGUUGAUCUUAAUUAUCAAUCGAAAUCAUUAUCAUCAGUGAUUUCUACGUGGCUUUGCUUGCAUCGAGCCAUUGCCAUCUGUUAACAGUAUUGUGUGGAGUUAAAGAACAAGAAGUGCCCAGAGUUUUACCUAUUGAUUCUUUGAACCACUUAAUUGCUUUUUCCCCAAAUCUUCACAUUGUUAGAAAGGAAAGGAGAGUAUGCCUUUGUGAAAUUGCUUGUGUUUGGAACUGAGUUUUGUAUAACCUGUGCCAGUGCCUCUCCAGGAGGGCAGAUAUGAUCACAGGACUCCAGGAAAGAUGCACCAGAGCUAAUCUGGAUGUAUUCCUGAAGGAGAUAGAGAUGUUUUCAGUGCAAAAUUAACUUUUUUGGUGUAGUUUGACAUUUUGAUGCAACAUACUGUCUCAUUUAACUUUAAACUUUUGACAAAGUUGUUCAUAGACAGUAAACCUAGAGUACAGCUGUUUUCAUGUUGCUUUAAGCACUGGAAGACAUUAAUAAUGACUUAUUUUUUAGUAAGAGGUUUGGUGAGGAAUAUUCAGGGUAGUUGUAUUUCAGGUGCCACGGUUUUUGAUAUUGUUGGCAUUUUAAAAGUUGCUUUAUAAAUGGAUUCAGAGAAAGAAAAGUCAAAACACUAAGUUUUGACCUAGAUGCUAAAGAAUUUUGACAAAAAAUGCAAUUUUAAGAUAGCAUUCUUUGAACUAGUUGUGUAAUGACAUAUCUUUAUUGAAGAAAAAGAAAAGAAGAAAGGUUAGUCAUUAGACUACAGAUUAUCUUUAUUCAAGAGAAGAAGAAAAGUUAGUCAUUAGACUAUAUAAAGAGAAGUCACAAAACUAAUCAGUGACUCUAAACGAUAAUUUACCAAAUGAGUUGUAUAUAUAAAAUUUUAAUCAUUUGUGAUUCUUAGUUAACGUUUUAUUAGCUUUGUAAUUUACAAGGGCCUCUAGUUUUGCUUAUCCAAAAUUGAUGUUUCUGUUAAUUUCUUUCAGCCUUUUGCAAAAAUGUGCAAGAGUGCUGAAACUUGGAUAACAUAAGUCAUGUAUACAGAGAGACUAGUCUAAAAGUUAUCUUUUGAGAGGGUUUUAGUAGUGUCAAUUUUUUAAAAGCACUGUGACCGUAACAUAUAUUUUCAAGAGGGAUUAAGAUUAAAUUAAAAUUAAAUGGAUUCAUAAAAUUGCUAUCUCAAUACAGUAUUUACUUUUACAAUUAGAGCAUGAUUCCACAGCCAGCUGUUGCAUUUCAUUUCACUUGUCUAGAUUCUGCUUUAAUCGUGAUAUGAAAAACCAUCUUGUCCCUACUCCAUCAAACUUCCCCAUCCAUUUUUGAAUGUGCUUUAAUGUACUCUGAUCUUGCCAAACCAGUGUCCUACACCAUUGGGCUGUGUUCACUGAUGGGCACCCUCAGCUCACCAGCUCUCCAAUUUGGGGAAAGCAAGUACCUCCUCACUUCCAUCAACAGGAGCCAAUUAAAAUUAACCUUUACAGCUUGAAUCUGUUUUUAAGGCAUGACCAGUAAGCAUAGUAAUGUCUGAAUAAGGACAACACUGGCAUUACAUUUUAUUAAGCAAUAUGUAAGGAAGGCCAGUGUACUACUUGGAAUGUUAUUUGGUUCUUUCCCCUCUCCUUUGGAGACCGUAGGUGAGCAUGCUCUUAGGUAAAAUGCAGCCACAAGGUUUCUGAGUUAUUUUCAUUUGUAGGAUAGGCUGUUAGGCACAGAAUGAUUAGAAACUGGAACCCUCUUUCUUUAAACCUCUUCUACAUUAAAUACACAUUGAAAUAGAAAUAGGGAAAUAUGAUUUCCCAAUUCUGUUGAAUAGAUUUAGAAAGAUAGUGGCCUAAUUUUAAUUUUGCCAGUGCCUGAGGAAGGCAAUAGAAUGAAUAGUAUGUAAAAGAGUAUAACUUUUUUUGCAAAUUUAGUUGAUAGUCUAAUCAAACUGUAAAUAUAAUUACAAAUUAAGUUUCUCAGCACCAACAUUGGUGCCAUGUUUCCAUUUUUCUUGUUAGUUUUUAAGUUUCUGAUUUUAUUAUGUUUUAUAUCUCUAAGUAACUAAUGAAUAUACUUUUGAAGGAGAUUUAGAGAAAGUUUAAGAUUUUACUACAUGUAUUCAACCUGCCUAGAUAGGUUCUAAACUGACACUGAAGCAUAACAAGAGAUAGAUUAUAAUCCAUAACUAUUCUUUACAGUUCACAGUUUAAGAACAAGCUUAACUUUAAAUACAAAUAAUACUUUUAACUAAUUAUAUUUAGUGGUUGCUUUAGCAACAAACUACAACAUGGCUACCUUAAGACACCUUUUUUGGUGAAAAUUUUACUUGUAAACUAUACAUGGUUUUUGACAGUAUGAGCAAAUAGAAGAUACAUCUCAAAUCUCAGAAAAACAGACAUGGUUGAUUUUCUUUUUUAAGCCCAAAUUCCCAUGUGAAAGCUGAAUUUGUGUCCUUGUGUGACUUUUUCAUCAAAAAGUUUACAACACGUGGAUUCUAGAAUCAGUCUUUAAAGUUUAUAGACUUUGUUGUAAGGAUAGGGUUGUUCCACAGUACUUAGACUUCAAAACACAACGGCUACGUUUGGAAUACAUUACCUGACCUGUUUUCAUAACUUCAUUUAUUCAAAAUUAUUCAAGUGGCAUAGCUGUUAGAUACAAAAAUUCUUCUUUCUGGAGUCACAUACUUACACAAAUAUAUCCAAAUGAGGAUUAAAGAAUGAUAAAAGCAUGUUAUGAAAUCCAUUCCAUUGCGAAACCAUGCAUCAAGAUACUGUGGAAUGACCCCUUAACAGUGUUUGAGAGCCAUAUUGCUGCAGUUAACUGAUUGUCUCAGUUAGGGUGCGAAUGUGUGAGACACACCUUUUUUGCACUUAUGUACAUAGUCCAUGAAAGCAAUCCUUGGAGCUUUUUUUUUAAUAAUAUAAGAAGUCUGUGAUAAUAGUGGAAAAAUUAGUAGGAGAGAGUUAUUUCUGUGGCUUUGAGAUGGAGGGUUUUUUUUUUUUUUGCUAUAAGACUUAACUAAGGCAUGAUGUUGCUUUGCUGUCAUGGAGGCUGUGUAGUUUGCUAUAGCUGACUAAAAAGAGUAGACUGGUAACAGGUUCAGCUAACAGCACUGAGCAAAAGUAAAAGUAUUUCAUGUUUUAGCAAGAUCACUAGCAGGGAUUGUUUGCUUUUUAAAUGAAUCCUCACUAUAAACACACACACACAUGGUUGCAAGCAGUGAAAUAUUCUGUAAAUUCCAAGAUGGAUAUUCAAAUUAGAUUGCAUCUUUCACAGAAAAUUAUCAAUUGAUGUAUAUCAGUUACAUAAAUUAAUAUCUAUUUAAAUAACAACCAAAUUGUUCAUGUUUACCACUAUUUCCCCUUUAAAAUCUAGAACCCAAAACCAAAUUGGCAAUCAUUGAAAGAUUUAACUUAACCAUUAAGUAUGGCCGGCAUGGGGCAUUUCUUUCCCUUCAAUGCUCCUGGUACCACAUUAUAUAUAAAUGCCUUUAUUUACCUUGUACCUGUUCAGUGGAAGCUUUUCUGAUUUACCUUUACCAGAUUAGAAACUGCUUCAUUGUGCUACUUCAGCCUCCCACUGUUCUAACUAAGCAGAAGAGAAUCAGCCCAAAUCUUACAGACUUCAGAGCUGGAAAAGAAUGUUUCAAUCAGACCAUCUCUGCCAAUUUCAACUCUCAUACCACCUACAGAUCACCAUUUAACUUCUUGUUGCCUCCAGGCAAAAUGAUGCCUAGGAAAGGUCAAGGUUAGAAAGGUUUAAGGAUAGAUCACCACAGGUACUUUGAGUCUGCACCUUGGGACCUGUAGCUCUUGCCCUGAAGGAGCGGUCCUGGGAUUGAGGGAGUUGUUAUUAGUAUUGCUACCCAUUUUGAUAGUUCUCACUUACAGAGACAGGAAAAUAAGCCAAAGCUGGAAAGCAAUCCAAGCCUUACGGUUGUCCAAUAGCUCAGGGCCAGUUGGUUAGAAAUAUUUUUCCCCCUUUCAGCCCAUAUCACUUAGAGUCAACCAUACAACUAACAGCCUGACCAUCUGACCAGCAUUUUCAUCGACAUAAAAUGUAAGCAUUCAUUCAUUCUGUAUUUAAGAACUCCAACCUUAUCACCAACGUAUUUUCCCAACUUAACUCAUGUUCUUGUGUUGACAUUUCCUUGUGAAUAUAUAAGCCACAAGAAUAUAUUUUCACAAGGUCUAUAAAAUAGUAAGAAUGAACCUAGAAGCAUCACAAAAGGUUCAAUUAAUUGAUCACAUGUUGUGCCUGUUAACAGCCACUGGGUCACACUCUUUGGAGCUUAAACAUAGUGGCUGGGUUUAAAUAAGCAAAAUUAGAGAAUGAAAUAUAACAGAAUGUGAAUAACUUGAGGCCAAAAGAGGACCUCUGUUAUUAAACUCAGGAAAAGAUUUAGUUGACUAAUUCAUUACAGUUUCCAGCCUCUACACUUGUCUUUUCCUGAAAGAGAACUACCCACUUAAUACUAUAUUCCGAAACAGGAUUAUUCCAGAGAAAUCUUAUCUUUAAGUAGAACCCAUCCUCAAUUAUAGUACUAUACCUAAAAGGAAAAAAAAUGUAUCACUAUGAAAUAAGUUGCAGAUAUUGCAAAAAUCCUCACUAGUCGUCUCCUAUAUCAUAUUACUUUAAUAAAAUAAAAUACCUCUGUAACAAGACCUAAAAGUAACCCAGCUUUAAGCAGUGCUCUAUUUUCCCCCAAAGCACACAGCCUAAAUAUUUAUCUUCAUAGAACUACAUGGUUCCAAAGCUUUAUUUCUGUAUACAGAUGCUGUUUGUUAAUGAUGAAAACCAAUUUUGUUUUGCUGUCUAGCAGUUGAGAGAAUGAUAUAACCAUCAUAUCAUUGGAUUCUGGGGUUGCCCAUUUCAAAAUAAAUUGCCUUUUGUUGCUGCUUUAAUUAUUAGAAAAUGAACCAUUUGUUGUCAUGUCCUCAAAUUAUAAUAAUUUAAAAUAAGAUUUUUUUAAAAGACGUUCUUAAAUGUACUUUUUAAAAGGUCUAACUCUGAAUUUAUAUAACAACAAUCUGGUAUAAUGUAGAAAAUGGAAACAAGCAUUUGGGUAUAAAAUAUCAAUUUUAAAAUACCUAUAGAUAAGAAAAUGAUUAGCCCUGUGCAACAAUUAUAGAUUUGGACUACAAAAUUUCAUAAAUAUAAACGUCUCUUAAUAUUUUGCCUCCAGAAUGCAGUAGCUCAUGUCCUUACUGCUAUCAAUAGGGAAGAUGCUUUGAUUUUUGUUUUUUUUCCAAGUUAUAGUGCUGUACUGCUUGUUUGUGCUUGUAUGCAUUGUACAACUCAUUUUAUAAUGCUUUUUCUAUGCUGUUUGUUUUUUGUUCUUUUAAUAAAAUGUUAAAUUUC
Molecule: messenger RNA, 8536 nt
Organism: Hipposideros armiger (great roundleaf bat)
Lineage: Eukaryota; Metazoa; Chordata; Mammalia; Chiroptera; Hipposideridae
Gene: MBNL3
Product: muscleblind like splicing regulator 3
Exons: 8
Coding region: 180-1220 (346 amino acids)
Biological process (GO): regulation of RNA splicing
Cellular component (GO): cytoplasm; nucleoplasm
Molecular function (GO): RNA binding; metal ion binding
Source: RefSeq, a predicted model, not a curated record